This is a messenger RNA of Talaromyces proteolyticus, 1111 nucleotides long. Its product is annotated as putative alpha/beta hydrolase. The transcript has 2 exons. NCBI's taxonomy places the organism in Eukaryota, Fungi, Ascomycota, Eurotiomycetes, Eurotiales, Trichocomaceae. Bases 244 to 1044 code for a protein of 266 amino acids. The record is from RefSeq and is a predicted model, not a curated record.
ACUACUUAUUCUUUCUUUAUUUUCAUUUUGGUGUCCUUUCCCAUUAAAAUAUAUUGAUCAACUGUCAACUCAGCCAGAACCAUGUCUGGACCCAAUUAGUGAUAUACCAAUUAACGGCAGCCAUCGGGUAAUGUCAACCGCGAUGUCGUCUGCAUGACACAAGUCUCCUCUUAUAAAGUAGUCAAGUGCCUACCAGCGCCGUAACCAGAUCUUUACAAAACACACCACCUCGAUUUCCACGCCAUGCCCUAUAUCGACGUAAACCAAAAACGGCUGAACUACGCCGACUCGCACCCUGCCGGCGCGCCGCCAGGAGGCUUGACAUGCGUGUUCAUCCACGGGCUGGGAUCAUCGCAGAACUACUACUUCCCAAUCCUCCCUCACCUCACCUCUACCCACCGCUGCAUAACCAUUGAUACGUACGGCUGCGGCCGGUCGCGCUUUACGGGGCUACUGCAGGAUAUCGGGAGCAUUGCCGAUGACGUUGUCAAAGUGAUGGAUGGAUUGAAGAUACAGAAGGCGGUUAUUGUUGGCCAUUCGAUGGGGGGGACGACGGCACUGCACCUGGCUGCGCAGUAUUUAGAGCGAGUCGUAGCGGUGGUAGCCAUUGGGCCGGUACAUCCAACGCCAAGCACGGGGCAGAUUUUCGAGAAGCGGAUUCAGGUUGUCUUGGAGGAUGGAAUGGAGCCAAUGGCCAACACAAUUCCUGAAGCAGCGACUGGAUCUCGCAGCACCCCGCUGCAAAAGGCCUUUAUUCGAGAGCUUCUCCUAGGGCAAGACCCGGCUGGCUAUAUUUCGCUCUGUCAUGUAGUUUCAGCAGCCACUGCGCCAGACUAUGCGGCUAUCAGCCUGCCUGUUCUUGUUAUUGCCGGUGAUGAAGACAAGUCUGCGCCGCUGGAUGGGUGCAAACAUAUCUUGGCUCAUGUGUCUAGCUCGACGAAGACUUUGGAGGUUUUGCCAGGGGUAGGCCAUUGGCAUUGCAUCGAGGCAAGUGACGAGGUUGGGAAGCUGGUAGCUGGUUUCGCUCAAGCAUAUAGAGGUUAAAAAAUCAAUUUUAGAAUACGCCAGUUAAAUUAAUUGCAAGUCAUGAAAUAAAUGAAUAAAUAAACAU